AUGGGAAGGAGCGAUAAUUAUUUUAGACUCUCUGGUGAUAUACAAACAAAGGAGCACAAGCACUAUAAAACCAAAAGGAAUAAGGGAGAAGACGAAAAAGCAGAAUUAUUUUGUUUUAUAUGUUUAGAGGAAAAUUUAGAAAACUCCUAUUUAAUAUCAUGCUGUUCCGUAUGCACAGCUUGUGUGCAUAAGAGGUGCUGGUACAGCUGGAGGAAAACUCAAAAGUUAAGUUCCUUACGGUCGAAGAUUUUGGGAUUGAACAAGUUGGACCCAUUAUUAUGUACCAUUUGCAAAACGGGGACAGCGAAAAUAGAAGAUGAGAAGGACUUUAAGUGGGUCGCUAGCGAUAAUAUCAAUAAGGAGUACUUGCAGGAUGAGUUGUUAAGGACCAUUGCAUCCAUUUUGAAUAACGAAGGGAAUGAUAACAAUAUCCCUAUUCUUCAUUUCAGAUAUAUUUUUUCCAUUAAUUUAAUUUUUUUGAUCAUAACAUUUGUUGUGAUUAUAAUUUUUACAGUUGUUUUUCACUUUACUGCUACGUAUGUUUUGCUAAUUGCUCUCUUCGUACUCUACGAGAUUAUCGUUCUUCAAAUUGUUUUGUAUCUAUAUGUAAGAAUUAGAUCUAGCUAA
Plasmodium knowlesi strain H is the source of this 627-nucleotide messenger RNA. RefSeq lists its product as uncharacterized. NCBI's taxonomy places the organism in Eukaryota, Apicomplexa, Aconoidasida, Haemosporida, Plasmodiidae. The transcript has a single exon. The record is from RefSeq and is a predicted model, not a curated record. Bases 1 to 627 code for a protein of 208 amino acids.